AUGAGGCGCGUCGCGAGCUCGCACUCGAUCGACGAUUACGGCGAGGACCUGGACUCGUUCGUCACCCUCAGCAGCUUCAUCCUGACCGCCACCGAGGUGUGCCCGUCGCUGGCGGCGAAGGGGCACAUCAAGAAGGAGGAGGAGACCGAUCUGUGCAUCCUGCUGCAGAGCAUAGCGACGUCGUGCAAGUACAUCCAGAACUGCGUCCGAAAGCUCGGUCUCGCGAACCUCAGCGGCAAGAACGGCGGCACGACGAACGUGCAGGGAGAGCAGCAGAUGAAGCUGGACGUCAUCGCGCACGACGUGUUCACGCGGGGGCUGGACGAGAGCAAGCGGUGCACGAUGCUCAUCAGCGAGGAGGAGGAGGAGGCCAUCAUGUGCACGAGCUCGCCCAACGGUCGGUACGUCUGCGUCUUCGACCCGCUCGACGGCUCCUCCAACAUCGACUGCUGCGUAUCCGUCGGCUCCAUCUUCGGCGUCUACCGAGCAAACGCGCUGGGCAAAGGCGACGUCAACGACGUCCUGAGGCCCGGGAAGGAGAUGGUCGCCGCGGGGUACUGCAUGUACGGCAGCGCGUGCACCAUGGUGCUGACCGUGGGAGGGAACGUGCGCGGGUUCACCCUCGACCCGAGCCUCGGCGAAUUCGUCCUGACGCAUCCCAAGAUCAAGUGCCCGCCGUCCGGGGCGACGUACUCGGUGAACGAGGGCAACAGCAGGUACUGGGGCGGCGGGAUGAGGCGGUACGUCGAUCACGUCAAGUACCACAAGGAGAAGCCCCACGCGCUGAGAUACAUCGGGUCCAUGGUGGCGGACGUGCACCGCACCCUCCUCUACGGCGGCACGUUCUCCUACCCGGGCGACUCCAAAUCGCCAAACGGCAAGCUGAGACUCCUGUACGAGUGCUUCCCGAUGGCGUACAUCAUGGAGAGGGCGGGCGGCGCGGCGUCGGACGGUACGCAGCGCAUACUGGACGUGUGUUGCACCGGCAUACACCAGAGGCACCCCAUACACAUGGGCAGCGAGGAGGAUGUCGAGGAGAUCGACCGGUUCUACCGAGAGGCGGCGGCGGACCCAGACGCGAGGUAG
Molecule: messenger RNA, 1086 nt
Organism: Micromonas commoda
Lineage: Eukaryota; Viridiplantae; Chlorophyta; Mamiellophyceae; Mamiellales; Mamiellaceae
Product: Fructose-1,6-bisphosphatase
Exons: 1
Coding region: 1-1086 (361 amino acids)
Biological process (GO): gluconeogenesis; fructose metabolic process; fructose 6-phosphate metabolic process
Cellular component (GO): cytosol; cytoplasm
Molecular function (GO): fructose 1,6-bisphosphate 1-phosphatase activity
Source: RefSeq, a predicted model, not a curated record